GGUAUUUUUGUCCAAACCUAUUUCAAAUUAAAAGAGCAGAGAAACCAUCUUCUCAACUUUCUGGCCCUAAAUCCUCCACCGCCGCUUCUCCGCCGAACUUUUCCGGUCGCCACCACUCCUCUGUUUCACUCUCCGACACUCCAUCCUUCUUUCAAUCCGUCAAUUCUCACACUCUCUGUUCUUCGCUAAUGGAACUUGCAGAGGCAUCGUCGCCAUGGCUAGCUACCGGAAGUAAUUGUUGGUUUUCUACAUUCCAACUCUUUAUCUUCCCCCAACAAAUAACAAGAUGCUACCGUCCGGCAACCAACUCAAAGUCGCCGACGUACUACCACCAUCCAUGGCGACAUACUCUAAGCAAUAUUUGUGAAGAUCAUAAGAUGUGGUUGAUCUUAUGUGGGCUUAUGGAAAGGGAGCAUGUGAUUAACAUGUGGAAGGUAAAUAUUGGAUGGAGUGAAGACGGGUGUGGGUGGUCGCUUGACCCGUCUGGGGAAUAUACAGUUCGUAGCCUAAAGUCACAACUAGAAAUGGUUUGGUUCGAUGACAAGGGGAUAAACUUCUCUUGGAAUAACUGGAUCCCGGCUAAGGUCAAAGACCUCAUAAAAGGGAGGAAAGUGCUCAGGGAUUUGAGAAAGUCAAAAAAGGUGGUCUAUUGUGUGGUAUAAAUGGCAAUCUGGAUUAUUUGGAAGACUCGAAACGUGAAGGUGUUUAAUCACAAGGAUCCAUGAUUCGUGCAUAACAGAGGAGAUUGGGCACUUUAGGUUUUUAUGGAUUAAGAGUGGAGCCAAGGCGAGGGUAUUGACAUGGGAAUAAUGGUGCCGUUUUGAUCUAUCUAAUAUGAUUACUUAAUCUCGUUGUAAUGUACAUUUGGUGUGGGCUAACUAGUUUUUAGUCCUUGUUAUCAAUAAAAGUUUGUUGGCUAUUAAAACAAAA
Helianthus annuus (common sunflower) is the source of this 930-nucleotide messenger RNA. RefSeq lists its product as uncharacterized. The record is from RefSeq and is a predicted model, not a curated record. NCBI's taxonomy places the organism in Eukaryota, Viridiplantae, Streptophyta, Magnoliopsida, Asterales, Asteraceae. The transcript has 5 exons. Bases 189 to 662 code for a protein of 157 amino acids.